GCAGGGAGGGAUCUGGGGGAAGAGGACUAGACAUGCCAGGGCCCAAGCCAGACGUGAGUCACAGGGCAGAGAGGGGGCGACCUCAGAGAGCAAAGGGCAAGGAGAGGCCAGGGAAGGUGCCGAGGCAGCGGGCCAGGGGACUGGUUCUGGGCCACCCUUCAGGCCGGGCCUGGCCCAUUUCCCCAAGAACCCCCUGCCUGCUGCCCCAUGGAGUUGGUGGGACUUGACUGGGGCAGCUCUGUGACUGGACAGGGCCUCACUGCCACACGCCUGGCCUGUGUUCCAGAGAAACCGGGGCUUUGCCCAGCAUUUAAAAUCAGAGACGAGGGGCCGCCCCUGACGCUGUGCCAGCAGGACAGCGACUGCCACAAGAGAGACAAGUGCUGCAGGAUGGGCUCCAGCUACGUCUGUGCACCGCCCUCCCCCACGGCAGAGGAACCCGGCGCUGGCCCAGCCACCCCCGAGGGGCAUGGUGGGCAGAGAUGCCGCAGUGACUGGGACUGCCCGGGAGCAGAGAGAUGCUGCAGCCAUUGGUGUCGUGCAGAGUGCCCCGCGCAGGGUGAAGGGACCCCCACAUCUGGCCCAGGUGCCUCCGAGGGGCAUACUGGGCAGAGAUGCCACAGUGACCAGGACUGCCCAGCAGCAGAGAGGUGCUGCAGCCAUCGGUGCCGCCAGGUGUGCCCAGUGCAGAGCGAAGAGGAACCUGGCGCUGGCCCAGCUGCCCCCAAGGGGCACGCUGGGCAGAGAUGCCGCAGUGAUUGGGACUGCCCAGGACCAGAGAGGUGCUGCAGCCAUUGGUGUCGCGUAGAGUGCCCCGCGCAGGGCGAAGAGAGACCCGGCAUCUGCCCGACCCUGCAGAGACCUGGCCUCUGUGUGGAGAAGUGCAGCAGGGAUGCGCAGUGCCCCGGGGGGCAGAAAUGCUGCAGCACCGGGUGUGGUCACGUCUGCAUGGGAGUCAUCGCUGAAGUGAGGCCUGGAGUCUGCCCGGUGUUACCAGGAGGAGCCGUCGGUGCCUGUGAUGAGAGAUGCCGUUCCGACAGCGACUGUCCACGCGCCCAGAAGUGCUGCAGCAAUGGCUGUGGCCUGGCCUGCAUGGCCAUGAAGCUUGUCGAGAAACCGGGGCUUUGCCCAGCAUUUAAAAUCAGAGACGAGGGGCCGCCCCUGACGCUGUGCCAGCAGGACAGCGACUGCCACAAGAGAGACAAGUGCUGCAGGAUGGGCUCCAGCUACGUCUGUGCACCGCCCUCCCCCACGGCAGGUGAGACGGCACGUGCCCAUGUGGGCUGCUCCAGGGGCACUCGCUGCCCAUCCCAUCACUCCCUCCCAGGGGCUGAAGGCUCGAGGGCCAGUUUCCUGGUGCAGGGGCUGGGAUUCUCUGGAGCCCGUGAUCUUUAUGUGGGGGAUACCCAGAGUUAUUGGCUGGAGCAGGGCACAGGGAGGAGGAGCAGUGAGGGACUUGAGGGAGAGGCAGUGAGCAGAGAGCUCUGACGGCAUAUGGGGCAGGUGGGGUGCCCAUGACAGGGGCUGAGGACAGAGACAACCGGGCCUUUUCCUCCUAAGAUACCGUCCUGGGAACGAAAAGGUCUCAGUGCAGUGGGUGGGGAAAGGCUGGAACUCAAGGGCUGAGGCUGGAUUGAGAAAAGAGCAGGGUCUUUUGUCAGUCCCAUUCCCUGCCAUCCCCCUGAUACAAGCUGGAGCGUUAGGGCUUGUCUGAAUGGGGCGUCACUGCCCUGUGACCGCUCUGUGUUGCAGAGGAACCCGGCGCUGGCCCAGCCGCCCCCAAGGGGCACGGUGGGCAGAGAUGUCGCAGUGACCAGGACUGCCCGAGAGCAGAGA
Molecule: messenger RNA, 1836 nt
Organism: Dermochelys coriacea (leatherback sea turtle)
Lineage: Eukaryota; Metazoa; Chordata; Testudines; Dermochelyidae
Product: balbiani ring protein 3-like
Exons: 7
Coding region: 208-1488 (426 amino acids)
Biological process (GO): antibacterial humoral response; innate immune response
Cellular component (GO): extracellular region
Molecular function (GO): peptidase inhibitor activity
Source: RefSeq, a predicted model, not a curated record